UCAUCCCACUGAAGUGAUCAGAGAGGAAGAAAAACACAACAGAUCCACAGCACUUGCUGCUUCUGUCAUUCGGUGUGUGUUUGCUGCAUCUAGAGACGCUUUUCUCUCAGGAUCCUGGGGAAAGGACGGGUUUUGGUUCUUUCAUUUGGUUGUUUGAAACCAUGUUCAUGCAAAUCCUGCAUUAAAUGAUAUGUACAAGAUGUUCCAGCAAUAAUGUAUGAUGCAUGGCGAUUAGUUUAAAAAGAGAACUAAUAACCUCACCAAGAGAAACCCUGCUUCUUCUACUUCACCUGACGCAGUUGAGAGGUCCUUUGUGGAAAAACCCCGAGCCUGCUUUCACACUCCCGCUGGAUUUACUUCAGACGCCUCGGUGAUUUUAGGAGGAUCUCUUCCGUAAACACAAGGCCGAUUUCUGUGCAUCAAACCCUGUGAACCAUCAUGGCCAAAGUGCAGGUGCUCAACGUGGCUGUUCUGGAUAACCCCAGUCCGUUUGGAAACCCGUUUCAGUUCGAGAUCACGUUUGAAUGCAUGGAGGACCUACCUGAAGAUCUCGAGUGGAAGAUCAUCUACGUGGGCUCUGCAGAGAGCGAGGAGUACGACCAGGUUCUGGACUCGGUUCUGGUCGGCCCGGUUCCUGCAGGAAGACACAUGUUUGUGUUUCAGGCGGACGCUCCAAACACUGGGCUGAUCCCUGAGAGCGAUGCGGUGGGCGUGACCGUAGUGCUGAUCACAUGCACCUAUCGGGGACAGGAGUUCAUUCGCAUCGGAUACUACGUCAACAAUGAGUACACAGAGCCCGAGCUACGGGAGAACCCGCCGGUCAAACCCGACUACACACAGCUUCAAAGGAACAUCUUGGCGUCGAACCCUCGGGUGACCCGUUUCCACAUUAACUGGGAAGCAACGAUGGACAAGAUGGAAGAUUCAGAGAAUGUAGACCCCGCCCCCAACGCCAUGCUCCCGCCCACUUCCAUGCCCGGCAAAGCCCCGCCCCUCGGACUCAUGCCCGACAACUCCAUGGACUGCUUAUAGGACUGACACGCAACAACAACCUCAUUCAUAGAGUAAUAAAUGUGUUGUCUUGUAUUUAAACUCCUACAUGUUCUCUCAGUUGUGAUUGGACACAGUCAGGGACUUUUCAGGCCUUUUCUUGCACUUCCUGUCUGGAGCAGCAGGAGGCGGAGCCUACAGCAGGGGGCGGAGCCUGCAGCACCAGCAGACAUGGACUGUUUUCUUCAGGUUCAGGUCAUCAAAACAUGAUCCAGUCACAUUUAUCGGUGCAGUUAAAUAAAUCAACCAUAUUCACCUUAAAUAAGAAACAUUUUUUCUUUUAAUUCCGGAGUGAAACGUGACUGACGUGUUUUUGUGAGAUUCACUGAUCAGAAAUCAGCAACGUUUCUGGGAGUGUAUUUCUCGGAUGCGUUCGGAACUCCUCACAAAUCCGACUGGGUUUCUGUUUGGUUGGAGUGAGAGUAUUUAGAGGAGUGUUUGGGUUUUAAUGUAAAAGCCUGGUUUAUAUUGGUACUUUUUCUUCCCAUGUGAUUUCUGUUUAUGAAAAGUGUUCGCCUGAAUAAAUAUUAACUUUUGUCUUUGUAAA
Messenger RNA from Pimephales promelas (fathead minnow), 1597 nucleotides. RefSeq names its product anti-silencing function 1B histone chaperone b (gene asf1bb). NCBI's taxonomy places the organism in Eukaryota, Metazoa, Chordata, Actinopteri, Cypriniformes, Leuciscidae. Gene Ontology annotation, molecular function: histone binding. Gene Ontology annotation, cellular component: nucleus; chromatin. The record is from RefSeq and is a predicted model, not a curated record. Gene Ontology annotation, biological process: DNA replication-dependent chromatin assembly.